Eurypyga helias (sunbittern) is the source of this 780-nucleotide messenger RNA. RefSeq names its product PHD finger protein 20-like. Gene Ontology annotation, biological process: regulation of transcription by RNA polymerase II. Gene Ontology annotation, cellular component: NSL complex; MLL1 complex. The annotation marks the transcript as partial. The record is from RefSeq and is a predicted model, not a curated record. Lineage: Eukaryota; Metazoa; Chordata; Aves; Eurypygiformes; Eurypygidae. The transcript has 3 exons.
GUCAGAGGUCCAGCUUAAAGUACUGGUAUGAGAAGGAGUGGCUAAGUAAUGGUCACAUGCAUGGCUUAGCAUUUUUGGAAGAAAAUUAUUCCCACCAGAAUGCCAAGAAGAUAGUAGCCACUCAUCAACUUCUUGGCGAUGUACAGAGAGUGAUAGAAGUACUGCAUGGACUGCAGCUGAAGAUGAGCAUAUUACAAAAUAAAGAACAUCCUGACCUAAAGCUUUGGUGUCAUCCAUGGAAGCACAUUACAGUGGAUGAAAAAAUUCAUACAAAACACAUCAUUCACACUGAGGAAAACUGUCAUAAAGAGGAGACGGCAAGUUACCGAACUUGGAAUGGGACAGUUGAGAAACCCUCAACCAUUCCUUCUGUGGAGGAAUCUUACAUUACGAGUGAACACUGUUACCAGAAGCCUCGGGCCUACUACCCUGCGAUAGAGCAGAGAUUGGUUGUGGAAACAAGAGGUUCAGCCAUGGACGAUGGAGUGAAUAGAAUAAGGGAAAAUGGAGAUGAUGCCCUGUCGGAGAGGCUUGGCUGGAAUCUGGACCAAGAAAUAUGCAAGAUGGAAAAUGAAUCCAAACAUAAUUAUUCUAAGGUAAGAGAGUCUGUUGCUAAGAAAGUCUCUCCGGAGGGAGCUAUUGAAAUGAAAUUGCUGGAAAAAGACAAAGAAGGAGUUGUGAACUCGCAGCUGCAAUGGCAGCUUAAUCUUUUAGCUCAUGUGGAAUCUCUGCAGGAUGAAGUCAUACACAGAAUGGAUUUCAUCGAGAAGGAGCUAGAUG